Molecule: messenger RNA, 2203 nt
Organism: Abrus precatorius (Indian licorice)
Lineage: Eukaryota; Viridiplantae; Streptophyta; Magnoliopsida; Fabales; Fabaceae
Product: RNA polymerase sigma factor sigF, chloroplastic-like
Exons: 9
Coding region: 175-1842 (555 amino acids)
Biological process (GO): regulation of DNA-templated transcription; DNA-templated transcription initiation
Molecular function (GO): DNA-binding transcription factor activity
Source: RefSeq, a predicted model, not a curated record
AAACAAAAGUUGAGGGGUCUAAGUGAAAACACAGAGAAAAUAGAAAAGAAAGGUUUUUCCAUAUUAAUAUCAACAUUAUCUUUUGCAAAUGCAACUCCUCCAUAGAAGCCUGAAAUUGGACACGUAGCCGUAAACAUAGAGAAGAGAAGAAAGCAUUUGAGUGUGGCUAAUACUAUGUUUUGUUCAUCUCCAUCGUUUCCUUCUUCUUCUCCUUCACCUUUAGUAAUGAUGCUCCAUGAACAAGCUGCUCCUGCGGUUGCCUCAUGGUUUUCUAGUUUUGCAUCUCAGCAUUUUCCUACCUCGGUUCUUUUACAAGAGCAGCGUGAUGAAUAUAGGCCUGUACUUCACGUCAAUAAUAAGGAGGCUACAUUAAAUACAAGGCAGAUGGAUAUGGCCUUAGUUCAUGAGAAAAGUAACAUUGGCAAUGCUGAUCAGUUAGUGCAUGACUUUAUCCAGCAGUUGCAUCUCAGGUCUCAUUUACAGAACGUAUGGACUUGUUCUCCAACUAGGGAAAUUGCUGCUUUUUUGACUCCUAGGCCUGUUGAUAUUGAUUCAGAGAGGCCUGCGGAUGGUCAGCCGGGGAUUGUGUUCUCUCUUGCUGAGCAAGCUUUGUUAGCCUCAAAACAAGCAGCUUCAAUAGCUGCAGCGAUGAAAUCAAUUAAGGCUGACGAUGAUGAUCCACUUCCUUCUUGUCUGGACUUCUCAAGUUUGGCUGACUCUUCAGUCGAAAAGAAUAAGAUUGUGAGGUCUACACGAAUUAUAAAAAGACGAUCUAAACAGAGAAAAGUAUCGAAGUUAAAACUUCUUGAUGAAGGAAGUUACUUUCCAAGAAAGGCUGAUGUACGGGGAAGGUUACAUGUAGAAAAGAAGCUAAAAGAUGGGUUUGAUCAAAAUGACCCUGUGCGCUCGUUCUUGUCAGUUCCUGAAUCAAAGCAACUAUUGACCCUUGAAGAAGAGGCUCAAUUGAUUACUCAGCUACAGGAUUUAUCAAGAUUGGAAAAAGUAAAGAUCAGGCUUCAAUCUCAGCUCGGGCGGGAACCAACUUUGGUUGAAUGGGCUGAUGUUGUUGGCCUUAGUUGUUAUGCCUUGCAGAUGCAGCUUCAUCGUGGUAGUAGAAGCAAAGAAAAGCUGGUUCACGCCAAUUUACGCAUGGUAGUUCACAUUGCUAAACAUUAUCAAGGGCAUGGCCUCAGCCUUCAGGACAUGUUGCAGGUGGGAAGUACAGGCCUCAUAAAGAGCAUUGAAAAGUUUAAACCUGCAUCUGGUUGCCGGCUUGGUACUUAUGCAUACUGGUGGAUAAGGCAUACAAUAAGGAAGGCCAUAUUUCUAAAUUCCCGGGUGAUCCGUUUGCCGGAGAAUUUAUACAGUCUUCUGGGCAAGGUCAAAGAAGCAAAAAAAUUGUACAUUCGACAAGGAAAUCUGCGCCCCACCAAAGAAGAAAUAGCAGGAAGGGUAGGAAUUUCAGUAGAAAAGUUGGAAAAAUUGCUAUAUGCUGCAAGAACUCCAAUUUCAAUGCACCAAACCGUGUGGGCAGACCAAGAUAAGACUUACCAGGAGAUUACUGCGGAUCCUUCAAUUGAAAUCCCUGAAGUGAGUGUUGCAAAACAGCUAAUGAGGAGGCAUGUGCGAAGCCUCCUAAAUAUCUUAAGCCCAAAAGAAAAGAGGAUAAUCAUGCUAAGAUUUGGUAUUGAGGAUGGCUACGAGAAAACUUUGUCAGAUAUUGGCAGGGUAUUUGGUUUGUCCAUGGAGAGGGUCCGGCAGUUGGAGAGCCGAGCAUUGUCCAAGCUCAGGCAGUGCAUUGUCAGUCAAGAACUUAAAACAUAUGUAGACUUGAUUGUAUAGAUAAGUAGACACCAAGAUUAUGCUGCUUGGCUGUCACAUUUUUUCUGGCCGAGUACAAAAGCAAUAACUAGAUCAAGCUUUUGAAGCGAAAACUGACACUCAGCCAUUGUAAUUGAAGAUGAACCCGGCAUUCCUACCUGGGCACCGAGAAAAUUCAACAACAAAAAAUGCUUGUGCACUCUGUAAAAAUUGAGAAGCCAAACUAAUGUGAAUCAGAAACCAUGUUUUGAUUGAAACUGUUGUAAUAUAUUGGUGUCAUCUCAUUUAAUUUUUGAAUUGCUUAUAAACGAAGAGAUAUCUAUAUAUCGCAAUAGAACUGCUAAGCUGGACCUUUCUUACACCGGAGAGGGAGCUCAUAUUG